Messenger RNA from Durio zibethinus, 1174 nucleotides. RefSeq lists its product as uncharacterized. Gene Ontology annotation, molecular function: zinc ion binding. The record is from RefSeq and is a predicted model, not a curated record. NCBI's taxonomy places the organism in Eukaryota, Viridiplantae, Streptophyta, Magnoliopsida, Malvales, Malvaceae.
UAAUCAAAUACUACGACCUUCUCUUUCUCUGCAAAGGAAAAGAAAAGAAAAAAGAAGAGAAGAGAAGAGAAUGAAGAAGUGUGAACUAUGUGGAGGGUUAGCUCGAAUGCAGUGUGAAUCAGAUCAAGCAAACCUAUGUUGGGACUGCGACGUCCAGGUUCAUGGAGCCAACUUCCUUGUAGCAAAGCAUAGCCGAACCCUCCUCUGCCAUGUUUGCCAAAACCCAACUCCUUGGCUCGCUUCAGGUCACAACCUCACCCCUGCUGUCACUGUUUGCGAGUCAUGCGUUGGCAACAACAACAAAAAGAACAGCAACAAUAACUUCGACGUGAUUACACAGCAGGACGAGUCAUCGGAGUGUGAAGAAGAAGAGGAAGAUUAUGAAGAUGAUGAUGAAGAAGAAGAAGAAGAGAAGAAGAAGAAGAAGAAGAAGAGGAGGAGGAGGUUGAAGAUGGGGAAAAUCAGGUGGUUCCAUUAUCAGGGGAUUCUUCUUCUUUUUCGAUGUCGAAGCCGGUGACUAGCUUGGAUUCUUUUAGUAGUACUGAAGGUGGUGGUGGUUUUGGGUUGAAGAGGAUGAGAGAAAAUCAUAGCUUUUACUCUGAUGAUGACAUUGGGUGCUCCUCAUCUCACGUGGGCUCAGGUGGAUCAUCCAAUGGAGAAGCAACAUCUAUGGGCUCAUCAAGAUUAUUGAAGCAACCAAGAUUAUGUGAAGAUAAUCAAUCAACUAGAAAUCAAGCACAUGGUGAAUCGGAGUCAAGAUCAACGGCUACUAUUAGCUCUUUAAAAAGACUUCAAAAGCACAUGAUCACCAAUACCGGUGAUGCAUCAGCUACAACCAUCGGGAUCUGCAGGUUGAGCAGAGAUCAGAGCCGUUAGAUUUCACUUCCCAUUAACAAUCCUAACUUACACAAUACAAUCCCUCGAGGUAGUUUUUAUUUUUUCUGUUUUGGAAAUAUUUCAAUUUUCUUGACAUAAAAAUGAUUAUUGUAUUUUUUAUAAUUAUUGUCUUUUCUUUGUUUGGUUCCUUUCUCUUCAUUGUGGAAUUUGUUGCUUUUUUUUUUUUUCCUUAUGUCAUGAUUAUAUAUUUAAUAUUGUAAUAUUUCUUACAUUUUUUUUGUAAUACUGUGUUUUUGAAUUCAUGUAUAAUCGCAUGAUGUCCAAAAACAAGGCACAA